GGCCUCCCCCCCCCCCCCAAUUGCUUGAGAAAUGUUUGGCCUCAUCGAAAAGUCCAGUGAGAAAAGUGACCAGUUGCCUGUCCAAAUCUGUGUCAAAUCACUCCAUGAUUUGCCAACGUUGGCUCAUCCGCUGCCUACCUUACUAUCAGUGUUCUCACGGUACCUUAUGCGUACUGCUUCUCUCAUUGGGGUUCUGUAAUUCUCAAGGUUGCUGCCGUCUACUUGAGAACCUACUCCUAGCUGCAAGAUAUGGGCCUUUAAUGGAAACAAUAAUGAAAGACGUUGUAGAAUCCGAGAAGCUUUAUAGGGAAUAUACAGGUUAGGCAUAGAUAUGGUCACCUCAGAUAGGGUGGCAUAUGACCGACACGCAAGGUAUGAACGCUUGCCCUGGUGAAGCUGAUUUUUGGCCCAUUUUGAUGUGAAGUCUUUCAAUACAUUUCUAAGAGGGGAGGGUCCUAGUCUCUGAAAUACCAAAUAUCAAGCAAGUAUGUCAUAGAAAGUUGAUAUAACCCUAUUAAUCACACGAGGUGGCGGCCUCACUGAUA
Molecule: messenger RNA, 545 nt
Organism: Colletotrichum acutatum
Lineage: Eukaryota; Fungi; Ascomycota; Sordariomycetes; Glomerellales; Glomerellaceae
Exons: 1
Coding region: 105-323 (72 amino acids)
Source: RefSeq, a predicted model, not a curated record